Letharia lupina is the source of this 1044-nucleotide messenger RNA. RefSeq lists its product as uncharacterized. The transcript has 3 exons. Lineage: Eukaryota; Fungi; Ascomycota; Lecanoromycetes; Lecanorales; Parmeliaceae. Gene Ontology annotation, molecular function: O-methyltransferase activity. Bases 1 to 1044 code for a protein of 347 amino acids. The record is from RefSeq and is a predicted model, not a curated record.
AUGGCUUUAUCCACAGAUCACUCCACGCGAAGCGUAGCGGACAUCCUAGGAGCUAUUGCCGCAUCUACUGAAGCUGUUGCCCAACAAAAGCCAGGAGCACGGGAGAAAGUACUGGCCUUGUCCCAUCAAUUAGUAUCUGCUCUCGAGACGCCAAGUGAAACAAUACAAAGGAUGGGAUGGGCAGAGGUAUUUGAUUCGUCUCCAAAAGCGUACAAUCUCAUGGGGUCUUACGCUGAGUCUCGUCAGCCUGCCCGAUUUGCUGCAACUCAACUCGCUGUCGACCUCAAUAUCUUCGAGAAGCUCGAAGAAACUCAUGAUGCUCCCGCAACCGAGUACGGAAACCCGGGAAACAUCGCUGACGGUCCCUUCCAAUUCGCACACAAAACGCAGAACCCUUUCUUCAUCUGGCUCGCCGAGCACCCAGGAUACGGAGAACAGUUCAAUAACUACAUGAGCGGAUAUCGCCAGGGAAAGCGCAGCUGGUGUGACGAAGGCUUCUACCCCGUGAUGGAUCGAAUUGGCCAGGGGCUGAAUCCCGAAACGCCGCUUCUUGUCGAUGUGGGUGGUGGCCUCGGUCAUGAUCUGCUCGAGCUCAGGACCAAUCACCCCGAGCUCUCCGGCCGUCUGAUCCUUCAGGAUCAGCCGGACGUCAUCAAGCAGGUUGGGAAUGCCGCGGAAGGCAUUGAGCUGGCUGUUCACGACUUCUUUACUCCCCAACCUGUCAAAGGCGCCAAAGCGUACUAUCUCCACUCCGUACUUCACGACUGGGACGAUGCAUCGUGCCUUCGGAUACUUAACAACAUUGUUCCAGCCAUGACACCUGGACACUCCAAGCUCCUGAUCAACGAGAAUGUAGUACCAGAUUUUGGAGCAGCGUGGCCGAUCACUUCGAUGGACUGGCUGAUGAUGGCGUUGGGCGCGGUGAAGGAGCGGACGGAGAGGCAAUGGCGAGGGUUAUUACAGCAGGCGGGGUUGGAGGUCAAAGGAAUCUGGACCUAUGAGCAAGGAACCGAAAGCUUGAUUGAGGCUGAGGUGGCAGUAUGA